CCGCGUCCGACGCAGGUCUUGCACUCGACUCGACUCCUCUUCGCCUCUCAAGACCCCCCUCACCUGCUUCGGACCCGGUCCACCAUGUCGAAAGGACCGUUCCUCACCGCGGAGGACUGCAAGUCCGCCUUCAACCUCUUCUGCUGCAUCUACGGUAUCGGCACGCUCGGCAUGCCCGGCAACUUCGCGCGCGCCGGACCGACCAUCGCCGUCAUUGCCAUGGCGUUCAUGGCAUUUGCCAACAUCUACUCGUCUAUCACCAUGUCCAAGGUCAUGCUGCUGGCGCCACGGUCCGUCAAGACGUUCGGAGACCUCGGUCAAUGGAGCAUGGGCGCCACCGGCCGCUGGCUGUGCGUCGUCACGCAAAUGGGCUCGUGCCUACUGAUCCCGUGCGUGUUCCUGGUGCUCGGCGGCCAGUUGCUUGACGGCCUCUUUCCCGAGGCCUUCAGCCAGUCCACGUGGACCAUCUUGAUGGCGCUCAUGGUGCUGCCCGUGUGCUUGGUGCCGACGCUCAAGGAAGGAUCGGGCGCCGCGUUCGCCGGCUGCAUGGGCACCAUCAUCGCCGACGUCAUCGGUGUCGCAGUGGUCAUCCACGGCAUGCGCGGCCACCCGGACGUGCCGUUCCCGGAGCUCAAGUUCUCGCAGGUGGCGGGCGUGUUCGGCAACCUGUCGCUCGCGUAUGGCGCCGGCAUCGUGAUCCCGGACCUGCAGCGCCAGCACAGCGACCCGACCCGCAUGCCCCGCGUGGUCGGCGUCACGGUCGCGUUCGUGUCGUGCCUGUUCCUGGUGCUCGCUAGUACGGCGUACUCGGCUGUGGGCUGCCAGAUCUCGGGCAACCUGCUCUUCACGAUCUACCCGGACCACGCGACGGGCAUGACGUCGCUCGGCUUCAAGCCCAACUGGGGCAUCGUGGUGCUGGCCUACCUGUUCAUGCAGCUGCACAUUACCAUCGCCUUCUCGGUGAUCCUGAACCCGGCCUUCUACAUCUCGGAGCGUCUGCUGCUGGGCAUGCACAAGGUGCAGACCCAGGAGCUCGAGAACGGCUUUGUCUACGAGCCGUCUUCGUCGCCGACGCAGGCGCUAGCCAAGCAGUCGGACGCUGGCUUCGCGAACACCAACAACUCGGUCGUGAACGAGAACCGGCGGUCCAAGAUGUCGUACGUGUCGGUGGCUGACUCGGAGCGUGUGCACAAGGACAACGAAGAGGAGGAGGCGGCGGAGUACAAGGGCGCGAACGUGCUCAAGUACGUGGCGCUGCGUAUCGCCAUCGUGGUGGUGCUGGUGAUUCUGGCCAUCGUGUUCAAGGACCACUUCUCGGAGUUCGCGGACUUCGUGGGCGCGUCGUGCAUCACCAUGAACUGUAUCCUGCUGCCGAUUGUGUUCUACCUCAUCAAGGCGUGGGAGCGCGUGCCGGUGUACGAGAAGGCUGCUGCGAUCGUGGUGGUGAUCGUGUGCUUCAUUCUCGGUUGCUACGUGACGUACACGACUGGCAAGGCUCUGUUCUCUCCGACCGAGAGCGACACAGAGUUCCCGUUCUGCGACUCGGAGUUUGAGAACACCAUCUACUACAACUACACGGCCGCCCACGAGGAUUAGACAACUCUUUGUUAGACAUGUUGCAGGUUGGUUACAUUUUCAAUAUAUGUAUUAAUACCUUGUUGAAGUUUU
Molecule: messenger RNA, 1668 nt
Organism: Phytophthora sojae
Lineage: Eukaryota; Oomycota; Peronosporomycetes; Peronosporales; Peronosporaceae
Exons: 1
Coding region: 85-1596 (503 amino acids)
Biological process (GO): amino acid transmembrane transport
Cellular component (GO): vacuolar membrane
Molecular function (GO): amino acid transmembrane transporter activity
Source: RefSeq, a predicted model, not a curated record